AUGAGUUACGGCGGUGACCAAUACGGCGAUAGCGGCCGCGGCGGCGGAUACAAUGACGACCGUCGAGGUGGAGGAGCAGGUGAUAGCUACUAUGAUUCAAACAAUCGGUACGAUGACGACUCUGGUCGUGGGGAGCGCCGUGAUGGUGGCAGAGACCGUUAUGAAGGGGGCAACACUGGUGGUGGCGACGGCUAUGGCGACUCACGACGCCGCAACGAUGAUGACGGCGGCUACGGCAACUCUGGCAACCAAGGAGGCUAUGGUGGGGGUGGCAAUUCGGACCGCUACGAAAAUGACCGUCCACGUCGCGACGAGGGCUAUGACCAGCGCUUUGGCAACCAGAGUGGAGGUGGCAGAGACGACGAUCGUUAUGGCGGCAACUCGUCCUCCCGCCCCUCAGAGGGCCGCUACGGUGAAAGUGCUCCGUACUCAGGCCCGCAGUCCGGUCAAGAAAGCAGUCCAUACGACGCUCCCUCCUCUGGCUAUGAUGGUCCUCACCGCCCACAGGGUGGCCAGCAUGGCGGUGGCGGUGGUAGUGGCCGCCCACCAUUGGCCGACGAAGUGACCUCCCACGCAUCCUCAGACGAAGAUAAAUCUUUCUUCUCAUCCGCACUAUCCUUCCUGAACAACAAGCCUGCCGCAGGUAACGAGGACGUCGACGAAGGACGCAUGCAGUCCCAUCAUGACGACGUGUACUCCGAUCGACCCCAGGGUGACCAGAGUGCGAACAGUCUUGGAGCUGCGGCCGCUAUGCACGCUUUUCAGAACUUUACUGGUGGUGGCGGUAGCGUAGGCAGUGGUGGCAGCAGUGGUGGUGGGCAAGGUCAGCUACUGGGAAUGGUCUUCAAAGAAGCGAGCAAGCUCUUUGAACAGCAGAACGGGCAGGGGAAUGUUGCGAGCGGGGUCGACAAGCAGAACGUGAUCAACCAGGCUGGUCAGAUGGCCGUCAAGCUCUACCUGAAGAACCAGAUGGGUGGUGGUGGUGGAGGUGGAGGAAUCAUGGGGUUGGCGUCGCAGUUUUUGAAGUGA
Messenger RNA from Cyphellophora attinorum, 1029 nucleotides. RefSeq lists its product as uncharacterized. Lineage: Eukaryota; Fungi; Ascomycota; Eurotiomycetes; Chaetothyriales; Cyphellophoraceae. The record is from RefSeq and is a predicted model, not a curated record. Bases 1 to 1029 code for a protein of 342 amino acids. The transcript has 2 exons.